AUGAAAAAACAACUUUAUGAACAAUCAUCACAGUUUCGUAACUGGUGUUUUUCCAAAUCUAAACUUCAAGAAACACGCGAAAAAAAUCAUGCGUCAUCUGUCGAAAAAGAAUUAAGAAAACAAGCAUUGGAGACUACAAAUUUAGAGCAGGAGAGAGUCAAUUCACCCAGUUUAUCACCACCAUCAGAAACUGAUUUUUUAACAUUGGAAGAUGAAAUUGCUUUAUAUUUUAUUAAAUUUCUUUCUAAUGCCAAAAUCACCAAAGAAAGUGUUUUUGAACUUGAACUAAUUAUAUCAAGAAGUCUAAGAUAUGAAUAUAUGAUUCAUCAUCCAUAUUUACCAGCAUUUGGAUUUUUCUUGGAUUUACAAUUAUAUUCUAAGGAUUCUAAAAAAAUACAACAAAUCUAUGAGAAAUCUAAAGAAUAUAUUAACACAUCACUUUUUACUGACGCAAUGUUCAUCUAUCAACCAUCACAAAUUGCAUUAUCAACAAUUAGAAUUGCAUCAAAAUUUUAUAAUUUUGAUAUUGAAGUAUAUUUAAAAUUAAAAUUUAAUUCUGAUCCAGCUGAUAAAAUUGAAAAUCUUUACAAAAUACUUGAUGAGAUUGAGUUAAUUAUUAAAAAUUAUGAACCAGUUUUAGUUGAUAGAGCAAGAGAAGUUGAUGCAAGAUUAAGAAAAUGUAAAAAUCCUGAAAAAAAUCCAAAUAGUGAAAUAUUUAAGAAAAGAAAAUCAGAGAGAGAAGAACUUGAAGAAGCAGAGCGGCAUAAAAAAAAGAGAUCAGAUGAUGAAUAUCAAAAUACAUUAAAAGCUGUAUUUGAUUAA
This is a messenger RNA of Entrophospora sp. SA101, 822 nucleotides long. Lineage: Eukaryota; Fungi; Glomeromycota; Glomeromycetes; Entrophosporales; Entrophosporaceae. The record is from the annotation of a GenBank genome assembly.